UGUGCUGUAGCGAACCCUGGGCAGUGCUGCUCGUUCUCUGAGCCGUCUGACGUCCUCAGCCACUUAGGGGACUCAACUAUUUUUGCUUAUAUUGGGUCAUUUCAUCAUAUUUUCUGAGAGUCAAGAAGGGCCAACCAGCGAGGGAAAAGAAGAGCUGGGAGUUAGGUGUCUUCUAAGAAGCUUCUGUAGCUGGUACCAUGAAACAGCGACAAAAGAGGAAACAUCUGGAAGAUGAAGAGUCCCAGGAAACGGCCGAGCAGGGAGGAGGAGUCUCGAAGUUGCAGGAGGCUGCCCUUCAGCUUGGAUCCCCUGGGGUGGCCAAAGGCUGGGGCGCAGGGGUAGGGGAGGUGUCCUCUGCCUCUGAAUACUUCUCCUGUGUUUCUUCUCCACGCAAGUUCAUCCAUGGUGGAAUCCGGAGAGUACAUCGAGACAGUCCCCAGCCUAGAUCACCCCUAGUCCAGGGUCAGGAGCGAGGGGAGACUGCUCCCCCCUCACACCAGGUCUCCUUCUCGUCCCCUUCAUCCUAUAAGACCUGUGUGUCCUCUGUGUACAGAAACAAAGAGGAAAGGGGCAUGAAAAUAUACUACAUGCAGGUACAAAUGCAAAAGGGUGUGGCUGUCUCCUGGGAGACAGAGGAGACCUCGGAGUCACUAGAGAAGCAGCCGAGGAUGGAAGAAGUGACCCUUCCUGAGAACGUGCGGGUAGGUACUCCCCCCUCUGAUGUGUCCACCAGAAACCUGCUGUCUGACAGCGAGCCCAGCGGGGAGGACAAGGACCACGAGGAGCGGGCAGAGUCAGACAGCCCGCCAGGCUCACCCACUGUUGAGGAGAGACCCAGGGCCAAGACCCCCGACUGGCUGGUGACCGUGGAGACUGGCUUCCGAUGCAUGGCCUGCUGCCGGGUCUUCUCCACCUUGGAGGUCCUCCAGGAGCACGUCCAGUACGGGAUCAGGGAGGGCUUCAGCUGCCAUGUGUUCCACCUCACCAUGGCUCAGUUGACGGGCAUCGUGGAACCUGAGUGCACCCAGGAGGAGGAGGAUGAGAACGAGGAGGAGGGGGAAGAGAGGCAGGAAGAAAAGGACGAGAAGGAGCAGCCUGCGCAGGAGGACCCUCGCGUGAAGCGACCCUGAAGCCAGUGCUCAGGCUGUGUGUUUCAUUCUCCAAAGGACAACAACAAUUGAGAUCCAUGAGCCAUAAAUUCCUGGAAGACGGUGUGGCCUUCUUUUGGGAGAAGGAGAAGAAAGGAUCCUGGGGAUAGUAGCAGAUAAAAUGCCAAUGAUGUGAAGAAAGAUGAAGGAACUGGCAUUCAAUCUGGCAUCACAUGAAAAUAUAAAUACCAUAUACAAUAAAGGCUGUUUUCCAAACCUUA
Panthera uncia (snow leopard) is the source of this 1369-nucleotide messenger RNA. RefSeq names its product family with sequence similarity 170 member A (gene FAM170A). The transcript has 5 exons. Gene Ontology annotation, cellular component: nucleus. The record is from RefSeq and is a predicted model, not a curated record. Lineage: Eukaryota; Metazoa; Chordata; Mammalia; Carnivora; Felidae. Bases 198 to 1130 code for a protein of 310 amino acids. Gene Ontology annotation, biological process: fertilization.